This is a messenger RNA of Cotesia congregata, 999 nucleotides long. The record is from the annotation of a GenBank genome assembly. NCBI's taxonomy places the organism in Eukaryota, Metazoa, Arthropoda, Insecta, Hymenoptera, Braconidae.
AUGGACACAUGGAGCCUUAGAUUAUAUUCGUGGUUAAGCGACAUAAAUUCAUCGCUUUCUUUGUUAAAAAUCCACAAAAAAAUUGUUAAUAAUUAUUCACUGCAAAGUAGCAAUUUUCCCCUCACAAUUAUUCUGCUAUGGGUUAUUUUGUAUGCGGUGUACACCAAGUGCCUUCAUCUCCUAUUUAGACGUAUGCAAUAUCCACUGUUAAUUCGCCGGAGAAUAAUCGACGGUGUCUGGACAAUCUGCUUUGCAAUCAGCAGCAUAAUUUACCUGAAAUUACUAGUACCUGAAUUAUUAGAUUCAACUUGCCUUUCAAGAAGACCUAGAUAUUUAGAUCUAGGGUUUGUUUUACAUAAAACUUUUUACUUACACCGUGGAAUUAUUGAGAUUUUAACACACGGCUCUUGGUUACAAGGAAUCAUUAAUUUAUUAUUUUGUAUUACUAUUCACAGUUCAUCUGAACAAAAAUCAUUUGAUAUUGCAAUUAAAUUACUAUAUUGCAAAGCAAUUUUAUCAAUAAUUAUAAAUACUUGCCGCGUUAUUUCGAGCGUUAAAAAUAAACGCCGGUUAUUGAUUAUUAAAUUGCUGCUAAUUGCUCAUUUCAGCAACUGGAUGUAUGUAAAUUAUAUAAUUAUACCAGAUUUAAAAAUAGGAAAUUCCAAAGGACUGAAAACCGACUGGCUAAUUUUAUUUUGUUUGUGGAUUUGGUUGUUUUUAGAAUUAUUUAAUGAAAUGAGUAAUGUAAGGUUGGCGUUUAAAAAUUCAAAUCACAAAAUAGAAGCUUAUUUAUUCCCUCCGCCGACAGAAGAAAUGAUUGAGAUAAAAAAUAUCUGCAAAAAGCUCCGUGAACGAUCAGCAAAUCAAGAUUACGACCUCACAAAUGACAAAAAGAAAGCUGAACUUUGGCAAACACUUUGCUGUGCGAUGACGCUAAAAAAAAAAGCUAAGAGAAUGCGCGAAGCCAAAAAUAAACUGGAUCUAAACCAGAGAGAAUAA